Molecule: messenger RNA, 942 nt
Organism: Verruconis gallopava
Lineage: Eukaryota; Fungi; Ascomycota; Dothideomycetes; Venturiales; Sympoventuriaceae
Exons: 1
Coding region: 1-600 (199 amino acids)
Source: RefSeq, a predicted model, not a curated record
AUGCUCGACAAGGCUGACUGGUAUGGCGGGAUCUCCGAGCUCGGCAAACGCACCAUUUCGUCUUACUUCAUUCUCCAAAGUUUAUCAAAAUGGUCUCUCUAUCACCAGUUUCCACUUGAGUACGUUCUGAUUUCACCUAAAAUGACAUCCGAAUCAAGUAAACCAUAUGCCUUUAAUUUACCAGACGUGCCUACACCCCCGCCGUCCUAUAAGCACGUAGCUAUCACGCCACUCCUCCCAACAAGCAGACUAAUCACACUCGCUGGUAUGACCGGCACUGAUUACAGGCGGGCAGAUAAUCCAAAAACCGUGCGCGAACAAGCUCCAAUCGCGUAUGAAAAGGUUAAAAAAGGUUUAGCUGCUGCUGGUGCAACACCACGAGACAUUGUGCAAGUUAAACAUUACAUUGUUAAGGACUCGGGCGAUGCUCAGGUGGAUAAACUUGACGUAGUUGACCGCGGUUGGGCUGAGGCUUGGAUGGAGUUCAUGGAUCGCGAAGCAGACGGUCAUCGACCACCUGACACUGUUAUUGGCGUCGCAUGCCUGGCCAAAAAAGCUAUCUUGUACGAGUGUGAGGUAUGGGCAGUUGUGCAUGCUUGAAAGAUCUCAAAAACUUAUUUGCUACUGAACUGACUUUCCGGCUGCUUUUCAAUGUGCAUAAAAAUUGAAUCUAGACUUGACAAAGUCCAGAAAAAGGUCGAGGGGAGAUGGGAGAACGGACUUGAAUCUGAUGACACUCCUUUCGAUUCCACCGUUGCACUGCUCUAUCCUUUAAAGUUAAUUCAGGAUAUCAAAAUCGGCGUAGCAGGAACUAGCUCCGUGCAUCUUGCUGACGAAUGGGCACCAUUGUUCUUGUCAAACAGAAACCUGUCAGAACCUUUCUCCAUUUCGAUGAUGACUGUAAGUAUGGAAAAUGAGGUUAGUUCUGCAUCGAUCACUCAG